Umbelopsis ramanniana AG is the source of this 1176-nucleotide messenger RNA. RefSeq lists its product as uncharacterized. Gene Ontology annotation, molecular function: hydrolase activity. Bases 120 to 1013 code for a protein of 297 amino acids. The transcript has a single exon. Lineage: Eukaryota; Fungi; Mucoromycota; Umbelopsidomycetes; Umbelopsidales; Umbelopsidaceae. The record is from RefSeq and is a predicted model, not a curated record.
UCUGACUCACUCGGCCUCCGGCCCAACCGGUACAGCUGCCACAACCCUGUGGUGGGACCACAUAUAAAGAGAACUGGUCCGCUUUUUUACUGCUAAUAAGCUACGAACACUUUCAUUCAAUGGGUUACUUACACUAUUUAUUGAUCAAACUUAAGUUUCAGCUCAUUCGUGGAAUUAGCGAGCUGGUCCAACUGAUCCUGAUUCGAGCUCGUCUUCCAGGUCCGCAACUGAAGCAAGCGAUCCCCGGUUCAGCACCUUAUUAUGCCUCCUUUUUCUUUCCACCAUCAUACGAAACCAACAGCGGACAAAGAUAUCCGGUUUAUAUACACAUUCAUGGAGGCGGAUUCAUAGGAGGAUGGACCUGCGAAGAUCGCCAAUUCUGCCACUACAUUGCUCAGAACGUAAACUGCGUCGUUAUUUCAAUUGCCUACCGGUUUGCUCCCGAAUACCCAUAUCCCACUGGACUACAUGACUGCCAAGCUGCUGUCAAAUGGAUUCUGCAAGAGUAUCAGCCUACUAAGGUGGCCAUCGGAGGACUUAGCGCAGGAGGCACACUUGCAUUGGGUAUGGUUCAACUGUUCCAAAACACAUUCAGUUCAGUCAUAGCCGCUUACUCUGUAUACGACUUCUCGCGAGGCUCUCAUCACUUGUUCAAAGAGCAGAACCCACUCAUACGGAACAUGUUUCACGAAGCUUACCUUCUGAAUACUAAGGAUACCGAUGAAGAGUUGCGGAACCCCUUACUAUCAGUUCGAUAUAUCCCUGCUGCUCUAUUACCAGAAUCAGUAGUUAUCAUUGCCGCCGAGAACGAACCUAAUAUCAAAGAUAUGGAGCUCUUUGGUAGACGAGUAACACAACAGCGACCUUUAGCUAUCUAUAAGCUCUAUCCCGGUGCCAUGCACGGAUUCAUGAACAUCCCUGACUUUGUUCUUCCCAAGAAAUUAAAGGAUCAGAAAUGGGAUGCUUUCAACCUCAUCACCAAUGAACUGAAGCGGGUGUUCGUAAGCUCAUAACGUUAUGUAAAUUAUUUUUUUACUUUUGUAUACAUCAAAAGGGUACAGUUAUCCUUACACUGUGGAACAUAGUCAUAUGAAGUCUUCCAGACUGCACUCAAACGAUAGCUGGCAGGUAUUGCCGACUUCGUGGUUUUUUACGCAAACCCAUGUGAAAACUUCU